AUGACAGAGAUCCUCAACAUCGGGAACGAACCGAUCUUUGACGAUCGCAUCGUCAAGAUCGAGACUCACACGUACAAUCCGUUCGCCAACACGACGUUCGGGCACAGCGACGAGAUAAGAAUACCUAUACAACAGGAUCUGUACACACUGCCGCAUGAAAGUUUUCUGUACAUCGAGGGAAAACUAACGCUCAACGGAGAUCUUAUUGGACCUCGUAUGGUGAUGGGAAAUAACUGCGUGGCGUUCAUGUUCGAUGAGAUUCGCUACGGACUUGACGGCGUGGAGAUUGAUCGCAACAGAAACGUUGGCAUAACCAGCACUCUCAAAAACAAUACACUGUUAACACUUGACAGAGGCAUAACCCUGGGUAAUUCCGGUUGGGAUACGUAUUAUAGUGAUAAUGCAAAUGGAUACUUUAAUUUUUGUGUACCGCUCUCCAUGUUACUGGGAUUUUGCGAAGAUUACAAACGCGUGGUGAUCAACGCUCCUCAUGAACGGAUUCUGUUACGAUCGUGCAACGAUAACAAUAUUCUGCUGGGAAAUCCUGCGCUGGCGCCUGUGAUCGACAUAUUCAAGAUACAAUGGCGAAUGCCGCACGUGCUGUUGGAUGAAGUCACUAAGCUAUCGAUGCUGCGCACCUUGGAGAGUGGACGAUACCUCACCAUGGGUUUCCGAUCGUGGGACCUGUACGAGUAUCCGCUGUUACAGAGCACGACCAAGCAUUCGUGGGCGAUUAAGACCGCGACUCAGCUUGAGAAGCCGCGAUACGUCAUCUUUGCUUUGCAGACAGGUCGGAAGAACGUCAUGUCCGAGGACGUUACCAUAUUCGACGACUGCAACUAA
Ooceraea biroi (clonal raider ant) is the source of this 843-nucleotide messenger RNA. RefSeq lists its product as uncharacterized. Lineage: Eukaryota; Metazoa; Arthropoda; Insecta; Hymenoptera; Formicidae. The record is from RefSeq and is a predicted model, not a curated record.